Molecule: messenger RNA, 4983 nt
Organism: Salvelinus fontinalis (brook trout)
Lineage: Eukaryota; Metazoa; Chordata; Actinopteri; Salmoniformes; Salmonidae
Product: acetylcholinesterase collagenic tail peptide-like
Exons: 16
Coding region: 1225-2619 (464 amino acids)
Source: RefSeq, a predicted model, not a curated record
AACCCUUAUUUUAAGUGUUUCUAAAAUCCACUAGUGGAAAAACGAUAGGAACCAUUUCCCUGACUGCUGUUUUGGCUUCGAGACAAUUCAUCUUUAAACGGAACAUGUAAGGUGGACUAUAAGGAGUAUCGACAGGCUCCUUUAGUUCAUUAUUGGGCUAAUUAUCUAGUUAACUAGACACUUAUCUACCUCUUCUUCAAAGAGUGUAGAUAGUUUAGCUAUAACAGAGGAAAUAAAUUACACCAAGCAGGCAUGGAAAGAGGAAAUGUCCAUUUGUGAGAGUAAUUUAUUUGUGCACGUGAAAUUUGGGGCGAUAAAACUGAACGUAAAAUUCAAGUCAUGGCAAUCACCUACAUGUGCAAAUAAUUGAUUGCUCUAAUUGGGAGAAAAUGUCAAAUAUAAUUCCAAACUUUUAGAUUAAUUUAUUUAAAUUGAUACUGGCGUCUAUAUUGCUCCCCUGCCAGCCCAAGAUCCAAGUGCCUCUUUGUAAAUGCCUGGCCAUUAAUGUUGCGGUAGAGGCUGAUACGUUGAUGUGGUGGUCUAAUCGAUAUAUCCUAUAGACCGAUGUUGUAGUGAAUGCUGUGUGACACAAGUGGAGUCCUAUUCAUUGCGUAUCCAUGUGGUGCGCUUCUAAUACCUAAACCUUAUUUUAAUGAUAAUAAUCGUAUAAUCUAACAAAUGUUUUAGAUUAUAUAUUUUUACGGUGACAACCCGCCACAGGUGCAUUGCGAUUUGCAGGCAUUCAUGACAGAACCGUGUUUAUUUUUCCUUGUGUUGUGCAACAUGUACAAGAUCAUACAGCUUGUGAAAAUGUGUUCUGUUUAUUUUUCUACAGUUGUGAAGUGACCCCAUAGUAUGGUCUUUGUCUGUCCAAUGGCAUUCCAGCCAUGUAGUAUAUUUUGUCGUCUUGUAUCCUUAUGAGAGGAGAGGGGAAACUAUUAAGGCAUCCCUUGCAGUAGUAAGAUUCUAAUAUUGUCACAAAGGGCAGCUGACAGGCUGCGCCUCCUGUAAUUUUAGCGCACACUGAUGCAGGAGAUAGAUUUAACGGGCAAUGGUUGGCAAGCACCCCCCUCCUAAAGACGCAGGGAGACUGAGAGAGGAGAGAGAGGGGUGUUGAGGGCAGUAUGCAAGAGAGAGUCAGAGAGAGUGAGAGUGGAGUCGUUUUGCUGUGGCUCCUCAGUAAACCCAAGUUAGAGACAGACAGGGCAUUGUAUUGACAGCAGCAUGAUCCUUAUCACAUUUGGACUCUAUCUUCCACUAUUGUUUUGUUAUGUCUUGUCUCAGUCCUCUUUCCUGGACAAUAUUCUUUCAUUCCCAGCAGCUCUCCAACAACAACCUGCCUUGGACCAGCAGAGGAAAUUCAACCCCUGCUGUUUACUGAGUCCACCCCCACCCCCCCUGUUCCCUCCUCCCUCACUGUGGCACCGCGGUGGUCAUAAUGAGGAGUCCAGUAAGAGGGGAAAUCACAGAGAAGAUCCAGAAACAGGGACGGAGCUGAAAGGUCCCAGCUGUGUCGCAGGCCCCCCUGGCCCCAGCGGACCCCCCGGUCCUCAGGGUCCAGCUGGUCUACCAGGUCUGAAGGGACCAAAAGGUGAAAAGGGAGAACUGGGACGACCUGGACAAAAGGGUCGGACGGGUCCUCCAGGUCUCACGGGGCGCCAGGGACCAGCCGGGUGGCCAGGACCAAAUGGGCCCAAGGGGGAGAAGGGAGAUGGUGGAUUGAUGGGAAUACCUGGAGCAAGAGGACCUCUUGGACCUAAGGGUUUACCUGGAUACAAAGGAGAAAAGGGUUCCCGUGGUGACCGUAGUGAGAGCGGGAUGAAGGGAGACAAGGGCACAAUGGGCUUCCCUGGAAUGCUUGGACAGAAAGGUGAAAUGGGUCCAAAGGGAGAACCUGGAAUCUCAGGGAAUAGAGGACCGACGGGCAGACCAGGGAAGAGGGGCAAACAGGGAGGGAAGGGUGACAAUGGGAUUAUCGGCCCUCUAGGUCCAGCAGGUCCUCAGGGGCCCCCAGGCCACCCUGGUCCCCCAGGUCUCCCAGCCUCAGGACUCUACGUGGUUGGAACGAAAGGUGAGAGGGGGCUACCAGGUCUUCCUGGACCUUGCAGCUGUAACUCCAUUAGUGUUAAGAGUCCACAGUUUGAUGAACAUAGUUCCAGGAGCGACUACGCCAAAGUGCCAGCGAUAUUUGUGGUAAACAAUCAGGAAGAACUAGAUGGUCUUCAUACAGACAAUGCCCUAGCCUUCCGGAAAGACCAGAGAUCGCUUUACUUCAAAGACACCAACGGAUGGCUGCCCAUUCAGACUUCUUUCUUCCAGCUGACGCCUUUCCAGUCUACGGAGAAUGCUCCGGAACAGGAGGGUUACUGUGGCGACGGGAUCGUUCAGAUUCCCAACGGGGAGGAAUGUGACGACGGGAAUAGGAUUGUCACCGACGGCUGCGUCAAGUGUAAACAUGCUUACUGUGGAGAUGGUUAUCGCUAUGACGGUGCCGAGGAAUGUGAUGGAAAGGACUUUGGCUAUCAGACAUGCAACUCAUAUCUCCCAGGGUCUUAUGGUCGUCUCAGAUGCACUCCGUACUGUGUCAUUGACUCUACAAACUGCAAGUAUUUCACAUGAGGAGGAACCUGGACACAGCAGUGGGAUGCUUCUUGUCUUGUUUGCUUUGGUACUGAACAGGAUGACGGUAAUGCAAAAAAAAGAUCAACAACAACACUGCAAACAAGAGACUCAAAAAGGAAGUGUUGACAAACUGGACUAAACCUGACAAAAUAACUAAAACUACACACACUAACUCUGUUGUAUCGCUGCUGAAGCCAUGUAGCUCCCGAGGAGGGGGGCCGGGGCCAGUAAAACGCCCCCUCAUCCAUUCGCACUGGACAAUUUCACUUUGUCUUAAAUAAAACUCAACCCAAGACUGAAGAGGUUCUGCCCACCUGAUAGGACCAGCCGCUGAAUGAGAGGCGGUCAAAUGAGAGACAGCCAGGAAGUGAGAGACAGCCAAUGGGAAAGCUCUGAUAAAGUGAGCGACUCGUGGGUGGAGCCGGAAGCCAUAUUUACCUCGACGUAGCACUGUUAAAGAAAAGAGAACCAGGUCUGAACAAUCAGAAGCAGGGUGCUGUGUAUUUUACUGCAACGUCAAUGACGUCAUGUACUGUAGCAGUUGCAUGAGGCUGAAAUUGCUGUGUGACCAUGGCUACAGAUGUCACUACCUGGGCAUUUAACCAAUCACAAUACUUACUAUCGUUGUCAUGAGCUUCGUACUGUGUAUAUAUAGUAGGUAUACGUCUCCAAUUGUACGUAGGGAGUAUAUUGUAUGUCAUAAUUUUACUAAUCAGGACAGGAGGGGCAUGUUAUAAUAAUACAGUAUUCAGGAGGAUUCUGAGAGCCUUGGUCAGUCUGUACUGAAGAGGCAGAUCUUAAGCCUUGGUCAGUCUGUACUGAAGAGGCAGAUCUUAAGCCUUGGUCAGUCUGUACUGAAGAGGCAGAUCUUAAGCCUUGGUCAGUCUGUACUGAAUUUGGCAGAUCUUAAGCCUUGGUCAGUCUGUACUGAAUUUGGCAGAUCUUAAGCCUUGGUCAGUCUGUACUGAAUUCGGCAGAUCUUAAGCCUUGGUCAGUCUGUACUGAAUUUGGCAGAUCUUAAGCCUUGGUCAGAUCCUCUUCAGAAGAACAGUAAAGCUAUGUACUGUAUAGUAGUAGCAUUUAGCCAAGAUGGCUGCCUGUGGAAAUAGCAGCCAAGCUGAUAGACCGGGAACCCUCACCUUCUGGUAGAACUGAACAGCAGACUUGUCCCAAAUGACACCCUAUUCCCUAUGUAGUGCCCUACUUUUGACUAGAGUCCAAUGGGCCCUGGUUAAAAGUAGUGCACUAUAUAGGGGAUAGUGUGCCAUUUGGACAGCCAGGCCCGUGAGCUCUAUUAGCUUUUGAUGGCACUGUACUGUAGUUGAAGAGGGCCGUUCAGAAUCUGGACAUUGUGGACAAGGUCAGCUUUGCUUUAGUUUAGAUUGACAUUUCCACGGUUUAACUCAGGAAUCACUAACAAAAUGUAGCUUGCGGUUUUCAGAGAAAUCCCCCCUCAUAUCCACUGUAGAACACAGAUGAGACCACCCAGUCUGUGCUGCACACUGACUGUUACACUAUCUCUCUUCUCACUCAGAAGUGCUUACUGUACACGUUGAUGACUCAUGCCAUCAGUCCUCUAGGUAAAGAGGAGGACCAGUGAACUACUGUCUGCAGGGAGAAAUGACACGUGAAGGCUGGCAAACUGUUAUUAUGACUGCUACUACUACAUGUUCUUAAAUCAUUUCCUCAUUGCAGAACAGGAAGCGUUUUUAGCUGCUAUUUGGUAGGAAGUGAAUUCCGAUAGUUAGGGUGGGAAACCUUAUGACAGUCUACGGUGCAUCAGCUCUGGACAUCUUUCUGUCUGGUAUUUAUAGCAGUACUCCUCUUGAUACCUCCAGCCCGCCUGCUUAAAUAACUGGAGCAGAACUACUGCACCACUCAGUGGAGAACUGAACACUAUAGUCUGCAUUACUUCCUGUAUUCCCUCAGUAGUUUAAGAGAACAUUUCAGGAUAAGCUGUUCUUUACCACAAGCUAUAGGUCGCCGUGCCAACGGAGGCCAACCUUUAACCUCACCCACACUUAGGAAAAUAUUGUUGCUCAUGUAAAAGUGGAUGUAUGAAAAUAUGUAAUUUCAAGACUGUUCUAAAUGUUACAUCUGCAUGUUAGUGGUACUGUAACUUACAAGUUGAAAAUGCAACCCAUUUGCCAAAGGAGGCUGUGAAUGAAGCCUACAUGCUGUAAGUAAAUAUUAGUCAACUCUCGACAAGGUAUAUGCUUUUAAAGAAAUAUUGAUGGUUCUUGUUAAUGUAACUGUAUAACUGUAAUGACUGAAUAUUAUGUCAACUUUUAUAUGACAGGUAUAACUGUAUUAUCCAUUGCACCGUGUAUAAACACAUUAAAUAUCCAUUUGUUUGGCUAA